AUAUAAACAGAGUGAAGUUUAACGUGUCACUCUCUAGACUCUUCUGUGGUGCUUAGUUCUCAUUCUUGGGGGUUCUCUUUUGUUGACACGUUCACACUAGUUGCAAUGUCGUCAAAUAGACACGCAUAUGUCUUUGUAUCUAAGUUUUGUGUUGUGAGAAAAAUCUACAUAUUAUGGAUUAGAUUAGUUGCAAAAAAGCCUUAUUAUAUAACUUGAACUGCUAAGUAAUGAGACGUAUCACCUAAUACCUUCUAGCUCCUCUUUUAAUACCCUUUUCAAGUAUCUUCUUCAAACUGCAAGAGAGAGAGUAGAAUUUGACUCAAUGAUGAAGAAGAUGAGACUGAUGAUGCUGUUAAGGAGAUGCAAGAGCGUGUCCACGCAACUAGGUCGUUCAUAUUCCUACACAAGCCUCAGAUCCCAAUCAGCAAGAAGAGAUCCACACGACCAACUCCAUGACGUCGACCAAAGCAGCCCUACACCGUCUUUGUACCAGACAGUGUUUGUCGGACGUACCAAGAAACCUUACUUGAUCAGUAAGCAACACCUGAAGCACCCUCUACUCAACGCUCUUGUGGAAAAGCAACAGAGGUACGAAGAAGAUGAAAAUGAAGAUGGAAGCUGUGUGAUUACGGUGAAAUGUGAAGUCGUUUUGUUCGACCAUCUUCUGUGGAUGCUAGAAAACGGAGACCAGGGGCACAUACUGGAGUCUUUAGAUGACUUUGCUCAUCUCUAUCUCUCUCCUUGAUUAGGUUUCACUUGUUUUUUUUCCUUCCGUUACAAGUUACAAUUGUUUAUGCCUUUUAAACUCUAGAGCCUUAUGUUACUUUACUUGGAAGUGCAUGGUUUGUCAAUAUGUUAUUGAGUGCUGAUGGUUAACAAGACAUCCUACCAAAGUUCUGCUUUUUUUAUUUAGAAAUUAAAACAAUCGAUAAUAAUUGUUCCAUUUCUCCUU
Raphanus sativus (radish) is the source of this 952-nucleotide messenger RNA. Its product is annotated as auxin-responsive protein SAUR78-like. NCBI's taxonomy places the organism in Eukaryota, Viridiplantae, Streptophyta, Magnoliopsida, Brassicales, Brassicaceae. The record is from RefSeq and is a predicted model, not a curated record. The transcript has a single exon. Bases 323 to 745 code for a protein of 140 amino acids. Gene Ontology annotation, biological process: response to auxin.